This is a messenger RNA of Darwinula stevensoni, 1155 nucleotides long. Lineage: Eukaryota; Metazoa; Arthropoda; Ostracoda; Podocopida; Darwinulidae. The record is from the annotation of a GenBank genome assembly.
AUGGGGAGGGAAGAGGAAGAGGGAGUGGAAAUGGAUGCAAUAGAAGCAUGCUUUCCAACAAUGGAGUCAACAAGCAUUGAGGACGUUUUUUUCAAAGGAGAUGAGAUUUGGCUCCUUGGGCGAAGGUAUCUGUCAAAAGAUGAAGCACACAGACAAGCCUUGCGAGAUGAUGUGAGAACACGUAUUUGGUGCACUUACCGUAAGGGUUUCUCACCCAUUGGAGGAUCUGGUGGUUGUGUUUCAGAUAAAGGGUGGGGAUGUAUGCUUCGAUGUGGUCAGAUGGUUUUGUGCGAGGCUCUUGUGUCACACAGGCUUGGUCGCACUUGGCAGUGGAAACAGGGUGCAAAAAAUCCAGAUUACUUCAAAAUCAUUAACCUUAUUCUUGACAGACGAGAUUCACCAUUCUCUAUUCAUCAAAUGGCAUUGAUGGGAGCCUCUGAAGCCCAGCGUCCAGUAGGUGAAUGGUAUGGUCCCAACACUGUGGCUCAUAUACUGCGGAAACUUGUGAACCUCAGUUCCGAAGUGGAACUUGAAGUCCAUGUAGCAAUGGACAACUUGGUCAUAUCACAAGAGAUUGUGACACGUUGUAAGCAACAUGCUUCUCAUCCUGAUGGCUGGACACCACUUCUCCUUUUUAUUCCUCUAAGACUGGGAUUGGACUCUGUCAAUGAAAUCUACAUUCCCUCAAUUCAAGAGACAUUUCGAAUGCCACAGACUCUUGGAAUCAUUGGUGGAAGACCAAAUCAUGCAUUGUACUUCAUAGGAUACAGUGGUGAUUCUCUCAUCUACUUGGAUCCUCACACUACACAACCAGCUGCUUCAAUUUCCCUUGACAAUGGGCUUAUAACAUCAGAGCUCAUGGUCCUGGACUCUAGUUUCCAUUGUUUUGACCUACUCACUAUGGCAGCUGCAAACAUAGACCCUUCUCUUGCUCUCUGCUUUCUUUUCACAAGAGAAACAGAAUUUGAAGCAUGGUGUGAGACAAUGAAUGGAUCUUUACUGUUUGAAUUGCAGGACACAAUUCCUCCAGGAUAUAUCCCUCUAUGUGCAAUGGAGAGUCAGGAGACAGAUGGUGCAUCUGCUUGCCCAUCCAUUGAAUAUGAAAUAGUUCCCAGAAAUUUUGAUGAUUCAGAUGAAGAGUUUGAACUGCUUUGA